Molecule: messenger RNA, 777 nt
Organism: Nicotiana tabacum (common tobacco)
Lineage: Eukaryota; Viridiplantae; Streptophyta; Magnoliopsida; Solanales; Solanaceae
Source: RefSeq, a predicted model, not a curated record
UGAUGAUCUCCAUGUCUUUUCUCAGCUAUCCACUGCAAAUGUCACACAGAGAAUUACAAUUCCAUAUUCAGGUGCUUUUGCCGUUAUACAACACAGGCUUAAGCAAAUCUAUGAAAGUGUAGAGCCCUCAACAGAUGAGGAAUCUGGUGUUCCAAGUUUGCGAGUGCAUGAGCGAGUGACGGUGAAGCAGGAGUCAGAGAAUCAUCUCUCCCUUCAUUGGACAGCGGAUCCAAUUAGUGACAUGGUAUCUGACUCCAUCGUGGCAUUGGUUUUGAAUGCCAGCAGGGAGAUGCCUAAAGUAUCAGUUGAGUCGGAAACUUUGAUGAACGAGGAGGAAGAUGCCAAGAAAGCUGAGAAAAUAGUCCAUGCACUCCUUGUUUCUCUGUUUGGUGACGUGAAAUUUGGGAACGACGGUAAGCUGGUAAUAAAUGUUGAUGGGAAUGUGGCUAAUCUUGAUAAACAAACUGGUGAUGUUGAAUGUGAAAAUGAAGGUCUCAAGGAGAGAGUUAGGACUGCAUACCGGAGAAUUAGAAGUGCUGUGAAGCCAAUACCGCUUUCUUCAGCUUAGUCUCUUGUACUUUUUCUUUACUGAGUUAGAGUUUGUAUGCAAGAAUAACAUUGUACUUUAUUUUCAGCUUCAUAGAUAGGAAGCAAAAUAUAUUUUGAAUUCAUUGUUCUGUUCUGUAAAUCUCUCUUUUCCCUCUAAUUUGUUUGAUCUGAAAUUUCUUCUGUUCCAAGUUGUGGAUGUUGGUGUUAUGCAUUUGGGUAAUUUUGGUA